CUCUGUGACAACAACAAAUGAAAUACUGUCAUCUGUUGCCAUGACAAUGUUCUUAAUACGGAGGCUCACCCGGAUGGUUUAGGGAGCUAAAACGCGAAAGUCAAGCUAGCUAACAGGAGGCCAAGGUUUGUUGACGUGAGCUAAAAACUAAAAUCUUAAGUUUGAAGGUGAAAGUCUCGAUUGCUAGUGUGCUAACUGCAGAGUAUCGGUUAGACAAACCAAAAUGAGUCUGGAUAAAGCAAAGCUAUGCGAUUCGUUACUAAAUUGGCUACAGACAUUUCAGGUGCCCUCAUGCACCAGUAAGCAGGACCUGACGAGCGGAGUGGCUAUUGCUCACGUUCUACACAGGAUAGACCCCUCCUGGUUUAAUGAGGCAUGGCUGAGCAGGAUCAAGGAGGAGAGUGAGGCCAACUGGCGCCUCAAGGUCAGCAACCUGAAGAAGAUUCUUCAGAGCAUGCUUGAGUAUUACCAUGAUGUGCUUGGCCACCAGGUAGCAGACGAGCACCUGCCAGACAUCAAUCUGAUUGGGGAGUUUGGAGAUGUGACUGAACUUGGAAAGCUGGUGCAGUUGGUGCUUGGCUGUGCUGUCAGCUGUGAGAAGAAGCAAGAACACAUCCAGCAGAUAAUGACCCUGGAGGAGUCUGUCCAGCAUGUUGUCAUGACAGCCAUACAGGAGCUCCUGGCUAAAGAGACAAGUGUUCCAGGAAGUCCUGAGACCUACGGGGACUUUGACUACCAGUCCAGGAAGUAUUAUUUUCUCAGUGAGGAGGUGGAGGCGAAGGAGGAUCUGGGCCAGCGCUGUCGGGACCUGGAGCACCAGUUGGCAGCCGUCCUGGAGGAGAAGUCAUCCCUGCAGGUGGAGACACAGUCCCUGAGGGAGAAGCUCAGCCUCAGUAACCCACAGGAUGUUUCUACCACCAUCACUGGCAAGAAGCUGCUGCUGCUGCAGAGCCAGAUGGAGCAGCUACAGGAGGAGAACUACAGACUAGAGAACAGCCGAGAUGACAUGCGUGUGCGAGGGGAGAUUCUGGAGCGUGACGUUUUGGACCUCACUCACCGUAACGAUGAACUGACCAGCCUCGCCCAGGAAGCCCAGACUCUCAAAGAUGAGAUGGACAUCCUCCGGCAUUCGUCUGACCGGGUGAGCCGGCUGGAGGCACUGGUGGAGACAUACAAGCGUAAGCUGGAGGACCUGGGGGACUUGCGCAGACAGGUGCGUCUGCUGGAGGAGCGCAACACUGUCUACAUGCAGCGCACAUGUGAGCUGGAGGAGGAGCUACGCAGGGCCAACUCAGUCCGCACCCAGCUGGACACCUACAAGAGACAGGUCCAUGAGCUUCACACCAAGCAUUCGUCAGAGGCACUGAAGGCUGAGAAGUGGCAGUUUGAGUACAAGAACCUUCAGGACAAGUAUGACGCCCUGCUUAAGGAGAAAGAGCGUUUGAUCUCGGAGCGAGACACACUGCGGGAAACCAAUGAUGAGCUCAGGUGUGCACAGGUCCAACAGAAGGGCCUCAGUCAACCAGGUGGAUUAUGUGAGGACUCUGGCACAGUGGGAAACCUGGCCUCUGAGAUGAUGCCCACAGAGUUCAAGGAGACGGUGGUGCGUCUGCAGAGUGAGAACAAGAUGCUGUGUGUCCAGGAGGAGAGCUACAGACAGAGACUGGUGGAGGUACAGGGCCAGCUGGAGGAGUCUCAACGCAGCCAGAACACCCUGGAGACACAAAACAGGUUGAACCAGCAGCAGAUCUCUGAGCUGCGGUCCCAGGUGGAGGAUCUCCAGAAGGCUCUACAGGAGCAGGGCAGCAAGGCAGAGGAUUCCUCCCUGCUGAAGAAGAAGCUUGAGGAGCACCUGGAGAAGCUCCAUGAGGCCCACUCAGACCUGCAGAAGAAGAGAGAGGUCAUUGAUGACCUGGAGCCCAAAGUGGACGGCAACAUGGCGAAGAAGAUCGAUGAGCUGCAGGAGAUCCUGAAGAAGAAGGAUGAGGACAUGAAGCUGAUGGAGGAACGCUACAAGCGCUAUGUGGAGAAGGCCAGGACGGUGAUCAAGACUCUGGACCCCAAGCAGCCGCCUCUGACUGUGUCUCCUGAUGUUCAGGCCCUCAAGAACCAGUUGACUGAGAGAGACCGGAAGAUCCAGCACCUGGAGCAUGACUAUGAGAAGAGCAGGUCCAGACAUGACCAGGAGGAGAAACUCAUCAUAAGUGCCUGGUACAAUAUGGGUAUGGCCCUGCAUCAGAAGGUGGUGGGAGAGCGGUCGGGUCCGUCCAACCAGGCCCAGUCCUUUUUGGCCCAGCAGAGGCAGUCCACCCACGCCAGGAGAGGUCUUGCAGCCCGCCACCAGCCCAGAUAAGACAUAUCAACUCUGGGGGAGGAUGUGGAGAUGAGGCAAAACAUUAUCGAUAUCUUAGUGUUCACUACUUCCGUACCCCUACUCUCACUGCUCUGAUGCCUUUACUUCUCCUCUUGGUGUUUUGUGAAGAUUGCU
This is a messenger RNA of Oncorhynchus masou masou (cherry salmon), 2488 nucleotides long. RefSeq names its product protein Hook homolog 2-like. The transcript is spliced from 22 exons. Lineage: Eukaryota; Metazoa; Chordata; Actinopteri; Salmoniformes; Salmonidae. The coding region runs from base 224 to 2353 and encodes 709 amino acids. Gene Ontology annotation, biological process: cytoskeleton-dependent intracellular transport; cytoplasmic microtubule organization. Gene Ontology annotation, cellular component: cytoplasm; centrosome. Gene Ontology annotation, molecular function: dynein light intermediate chain binding; microtubule binding. The record is from RefSeq and is a predicted model, not a curated record.